UACUUUUUUCCAAGGGAUCUGAGAAACAUGGCAACGGAGGAGAAGAGCAAAGGAAGUGAGAGAUGGACGGGAGCCAUAACCAAUCUGACGGAGAUGGCUUCGAAUCUGGAGUCACUUCAGAAAUUACUCCUCAAGAAAGCCGUCUUUGUCGACGAAGAGACCUUUGCCAAAGCGUCUCUCAGCUCCGAACAAGCCCGUACCAUCAAGGUUCUUGAACAAAGGGUAGAGACUUUGGAAAGAGAACUUGAUGCGGCCAUUACGGCUGCUGCUCAUGCUCGUUCUGAGAAACGUCAGGCUGAAGCAGCUCAGAAAGUUGCUGAAUUACAUGCUCAAGAGGUUACAAAAGAGCUUGAGAACACCACCAAGGUAUUUGAGCUACACAUGGACGAGUUGCGUGCAAGGCAGGAUGAAAUCUCAAAGCGUGAUAAGGACAUUAAACUUUUGGAAGCUAUCAUUCAAACACUUGGUGGAAAAGAUUCACAUUCUACAAACGGGUAAAUCGUGCUCUUCCGAGCAUAGUUUGUAUUACCCAUGUUCUAUGUAAAUUCACAGGAACGUUGAACAUCUGUACUCUUUUAGAUACUAACUACUUUGUUUUCACACGGAUUAUUAAUGAGCAAUUACUUGAUAUAUAUGAGUUGAAUCGACUGUUGUUGAUGAAAGGAAGACUAAAGUGAAUUCAUUGAAA
Carya illinoinensis is the source of this 688-nucleotide messenger RNA. RefSeq lists its product as uncharacterized. The transcript is spliced from 3 exons. Lineage: Eukaryota; Viridiplantae; Streptophyta; Magnoliopsida; Fagales; Juglandaceae. Bases 28 to 498 code for a protein of 156 amino acids. The record is from RefSeq and is a predicted model, not a curated record.